CGCCCCGCGAGCCCCUCCCCGCCAUAGCAUCGCCAGCUGGGGGAGGGAGGGGGCGGGGGCGGAGCUGACCCCGCGCGACCCCUGACCUUGCUCCCCAGGGGUAGCGAUUUUAGGGCUGGUUUCGCUGUCUUCCUAAACCUGAAGGGUGGAACCGGGCUGCCAAUGUGUUGCUUCCUUUUCAAAUCAUGCCUGCUUUAGGGAAUUACCCUGAGGGUGCCCAGCCUUGGUGGGCCGAGGGGACGGCUAGGGGAUCUCUAAAGGUGUCUGAUUUGAAAAAGAUGACGCUACGUGGUGUAGGAUGUUUGCUCCCAACCCCCACCCCGUCCAUUACUUUCUUUAAGCCCCCUUUUCCUCCCCCUCUUCCCUGGGUUUUGGGAUUUUUGGGGGGGGGAGGGGGGUUAGCCGGCAUUGGGCAACAUUGCUUCUGGGGCCUGGACUGCAGUGCUAACCGUGACCUACCAUUAAGCUGUGGAAUGUAGUCUCUCCGAGUGAAAGAAGCCCAUCGUUUGAAAGGAGUAAACUGGAUCUGCAAAAGCCCUGGAACAUGACUGUAGGGAUGGCCUCAGACUGGCCAGAAUGGACACGUUAAUGAUCACUAGACCUUUUGCCAUCCCUGAUGGUUCCGUUUGGAGUAGAUAUAGGAAACACAGACUCCGGAAGGGAGUGUUGCACAUCAGAUCGGCUCUGGAUCUGGCAGUCCACACUCUGCUCACUCAGAUGUGCUGUGCCCUUGAACCACUGUCUAGCCAGUGAUGUUGCCUGAGAUAGUGGGCUUGCUUUCCAAAGUGUUAUCGCGACCAGUAUUAUUAAAGAUAGGUGAGCACUGAAGAAGUCUGAGCUCUUUCUACAGUGUCUAUGCCACUCUGUACCUGAUUUGAGUUAGGUCUCCCAAAACUGGUGGGGAACAAACGUUACACAUGUACGUGUGUAAUGUUUUUAAAUAAUCCACAUUUGUAAGUUAAGGAGGUUUACGUCAAAGUGAAACUAGUUUUAAAAUUUAAUAAACGCAAUGCCUUGGGUUCCCUAGAAUUUUUAAGCCUUUUUUUUCCCCCGCAUUAAUUUGGUCUCCAUUACAAAAGUCAGCAUUAAUAAGUUAAGCAGACUUUUGUUUGUCAAGUGCUACAUUGUUUUUAUGACCCUAAAUCUGAGUGUUUAAAGUAAAACCUACUAACUCACUCAUUUAUUAUCUGACAGCAUCUUCAUGGAAUCUUUCAUUUUAAAAGCACAGCAGCCAGCACUCUUCUUAUUAAUUUAGUAAAGUAACUAUUGGUCCAUGCAAGAGAAGCAUGGACGUGUCUUCAUUUGUGUUAUUUCCUGGGAUAGAAAGUUCAGAAGGAAAGCUAAUUCUGCUCUUCUUAUGAUUUUGCCCUGUUUCCGGCGGACCUCCUUAAACUGCAUGUCUAUGUCACUGUUCCUAUGUUCCUAUGCAUGUGUGUCUCUCUGCCACAUAACCCAGCACUUAUUUCCUCAGCCAAGGGGCUAGGGGCGAGCCUAGCCAAGAUUUUACCUCCAAUGGACGCAAGUUUCUUUGGUGAAGAUCUCCUGAGAGUUCGGGACUAGCAGAAAGAAGCGAGGAAAUUUCCACCGUUUGGUUCUUACGGAUAGGUAUUUAUGUAUUCGGUUUGUGUGAAUGUAAGCUAUGAUAUUUAACUUUUCAGAAAAAAAUUACUUUUUUUUGCAAGUGGCAUUGAGUGGUUGACCAAACCAUACAUGGUAAGAACUGCUAGGGAGGUGAAUGCCGUUUAUACUUUAGAGGGUUUUCUGCCUUUAAUUCUAAGUUUUAUUGUGCUGGAGAAAGGAGUUUAGAUUUGUUAAGUUAAUUUGAGUUUAACAGUAGGUGAGAUAUGAUUAGCCACGUUAAAUAUGUCUGAAAAAGUUGUACAUUUAUUUGUUUUAAUAUUUUUCUUAUUUUAAUUGGUAAGUAUGUGUAUAGAGUGUCACACACCAUCAGCCUGGGCGGUGACUUCUAUCUGCUGACCAGCGUGUUCGCAUUACAGAUACGAUGGGCGUGGUCACCUGCAUGACCUCUCCGCGUACGAUGCUGAGUAUGCCACAUGGAACCGAGACUACCAGCUGUCUGAAGAGGAGGCGCGCAUAGAGGCGCUGUGUGAUGAAGAGAGAGGAAGAAUACAAGCGAUUGAGUGAAGCGCUGGCGGAAGAUGGGAACUACAGUGCUGUAGGCUUCACUUACGGCAGUGACUAUUAUGACCCGUCAGAGCCGACGGAGGAGGAGGAGCCUUCCAAACAGAGAGAAAAGGUUGAGACUGAAAGUUUGGAGGAAAACGAGGAACCGUUCAUUGCUCCUUUAGGACUGAAUGUCCCAUCUGACGUGGAACUGCCACCAACAGCCAAAAUGCACGCCAUCAUUGAGCGCACAGCCAAUUUCGUGUGCAAGCAGGGAGCACAGUUUGAAAUAAUGCUGAAGGCCAAGCAGGCACGAAACUCGCAAUUCGACUUCCUGCGCUUCGACCACUACCUCAACCCCUACUACAAGUUCAUCCAGAAAGCUAUGAAAGAAGGGCGGUACACAGUGCUGGCAGAAAGCAAGAGUGAAGAGAAGAAAAAGUCAGGGGCAAACUCUGACAACGAAGACGAGGAUGAGGAGGAAGAUGGGAGCUACCUGCACCCAUCUCUCUUUGCCUCCAAGAAGAGCAGCCGCCUUGAAGAGCUGAUGAAGCCCUUGAAGGUGGUGGACCCGGAUCAUCCCCUAGCAGCUCUUGUCCGUAAAGCACAGGCUGACAGCUCUGCUCCCACCCCGCACACCCCAGAUGGAGCACCCACACAGCCCUCCCAGGUGGAGUACACGGCAGACUCGGCCGUGGCGGCCAUGUACUACAGCUACUACAUGCUGCCAGACGGCACCUACUGCCUGGCGCCGCCCCCUCCGGGGAUUGACGUGGCUACCUACUACAGCAGCCUUCCCGCCGGGGCAACCGCAGCCAGCUCCCCUGGAGUGACAGCCACUGCCCCACCACCACCUGGGACCACACCACCGCCCCCCGCAACCACAGUCGAAACAAGCAGCGGGGUGACCGCCACCACCACAACCACAAGUGCGCUUGCUCCCGUGGCUGCCAUCAUCCCCCCACCCCCUGACAUUCAGCCUGUGAUUGACAAGCUGGCGGAAUAUGUCGCCAGGAAUGGCCUUAAGUUUGAGACCAGCGUUCGUGCCAAGAACGAUCAGAGAUUUGAGUUCCUACAGCCCUGGCACCAGUACAAUGCCUACUACGAGUUUAAGAAGCAGUUCUUCCUUCAGAAGGAAGGGGGCGAUGGUGCACAGGCUGGGUUGGUGCCAGAAGAGGCCCCUGCAGAAUCCACUGCUGAAAAGACGAGUGACAUUGGGGAGGACGGUGUGCCUGAGGAUAUGACUGAGGCAGGAGGAAGAAGUGGCUCAGGCGGGAAGAAGGAGGCAGCAUCCAGUAAGAGCGCGGCGGACGGGAAGCUGGUGAAAGCUUCAUUUGCUCCAAUAAGCUUUGCAAUCAAAGCCAAAGAAAAUGAUCUACUUCCCCUGGAAAAAAAUCGAGUUAAGCUAGACGAUGACAGUGAAGAUGAUGAAGAAAGCAAAGAGUGCCAGGAGAGCUCUAGCAGCGCAGCCAACAGCAGCCCAGCCGCAGCCCCUCCCUGUGUGGUUGUGGAGGAGAAGAAGCCCCAGCUUACACAGGAGGAGCUAGAAGCAAAGCAAGCAAAGCAAAAGCUGGAGGACCGCCUUGCAGCUGCUGCUCGGGAGAAGCUGGCCCAGGCGUCCAAGGAAUCAAAGGAGAAGCAGCUUCAGGCUGAACGUAAAAGGAAAGCAGCUUUAUUUUUACAAACCUUAAAAAAUCCUGUGCCAGAAGCAGAAGUUGGAAAGCUUGAGGAGAGUCCUUUCAGUGUAGAGGAAACGAGUGCUAUGUCCUGUCCUCUGCUAGCUGGAGGCAGACCUCUGCCCACUUUAGACGUGAAACCACCAGACAGGCCUUCAAGCAAAAGCAGAGAUCCACCAAGAGAGGAAGAAAGAGAGAAGAAAAAGAAAAAGCACAAAAAGCGGUCUCGAACUAGAUCACGCUCUCCCAAGUACCACUCAUCAUCAAAGUCCAGGUCUAGGUCACACUCAAAAGCAAAGCACUCCCUGCCCAGUGCCUACCGGACAGUGCGGCGGUCGAGGUCACGGUCCCGGUCCCCUCGGAGGAGAGCGCACUCCCCUGAGAGACGGCGGGAAGACAGAAGUGUCCCUACUGCCUACCGGAUGAGCAGUAGCCCCGGAGCCAGCAGGAAAAGGACCCGCUCCAGAAGUCCCCACGAGAAGAAGAAGAAGAGGAGGUCGAGGUCUCGGACCAAGGCCAAGGCCCGGUCUCAGUCGGCAUCCCCGAGCAAGCAGACAGCACACCGUCCCUCGGCCCACUCAGCCCAUUCAGCCAGCAUCUCUCCUGUGGAGAGCCGGGGCUCCAGCCAGGAGCGCUCCAGGGGAGUUUCUCAGGAAAAAGAUGGUCAGAUCUCUUCAGCAAUCGUUUCUUCUGUGCAGAGCAAAAUAACUCAGGAUCUCAUGGCCAAAGUAAGAGCAAUGCUCGCAGCUUCCAAAAACCUGCAGACCAGUGCGUCCUGAGCCGGCAGCCAGUGUGGAGCCAGCCCUGCUCGGAGCAUCAUGCCUGGCCACUGAGUGGGGUCACAGCUCCAGGCAUCUGCAUCACGGAAGCCAGGAGCUGAGCGGCCAUCCAGGUUCUCCAGCUCGGACUCCCUGGGACAGUCGGUGACUUUUGUAAAUUUUUGAUGACAUUUUCAGCUUAAGAUUUUUGACCAGCAAUCUCUUACUUGUAUAUUUGUAAAUAAUAUCAUGUUUCUGUGGAAAUGUAUUAUCAAAUAAAACGGGAGAAAACCCUUUUCUAGCUAGCAGCCUUGGGGUGACUUCUUCUUGGCUUGUAGCUCUUUAUAUCAUUUGCCACCUGCCACUGGACUAACAGGU
Molecule: messenger RNA, 4936 nt
Organism: Castor canadensis (American beaver)
Lineage: Eukaryota; Metazoa; Chordata; Mammalia; Rodentia; Castoridae
Gene: Sfswap
Product: splicing factor SWAP
Biological process (GO): mRNA 5'-splice site recognition; RNA processing
Molecular function (GO): RNA binding
Source: RefSeq, a predicted model, not a curated record